AUGCUGGUGAUACUAAUUCCGCUGUUGGUCUCGGCUUUGCUCCUGACGAACAGAGUCGUUGCCAACCCGCCUGCUCCUGGACAGAGUCCGGACUAUGUACUAUUCGCCACGGCAGCUAAUCUUACAAUCAAUUGUCAGCAAAGAUAUUCGGUCCUUUUCAACGGCACAAGUCCGGGUCCGCCGCUUUACCUGAAGGAAGGCUAUACGACUUGGGUCAGAGUAUUCAACAAUAUCGAAAAUCAGAAUCUCACAGUGCACUGGCAUGGUUUGACCCAACGCACCGCUCCUUUCUCAGAUGGCACACCAAUUGUAUCGCAGUGGCCCAUUGCACCGCACGAUUUUUUCGACUACGCCAUCACACCAGAAGUCGGCGAUGCUGGCUCGUACUUCUACCACUCACACAUCGGCUUUCAGGCAAAUACCGCUCAAGGAGUCCUCAUAGUGGAGGAUCAGAGACCGCUCCCCUACCAAUACGAUGAGGACAUUCCGAUUUUCAUCCAGGAUUACUUUACCAGGAACGACUCAUCCAUCGAGAAGGGUCUUCUUGCAAAUCCAUUCAAAUGGUCAGGUGAGCCGGAGGCCAUCGUGCUCAAUGGCCAAAGUGGUAAUUCGUCGUUUGUCAAUGCUUCUGGUCCAUCAUGUGAGCCACUCCUUAUUACGGUCAAGCCGGAUACUACCUAUCGACUGCGCUUCAUCAGUGGCACUGCUCUCUCACUGGUCACUCUGGGAAUUGAGGAACACGAUAACUUGACUAUCAUUGAAGCAGAUGGGCAAUAUACCAAGCCCUGGAGCACGGAUCAUGUGCAGCUUGGUAGUGGUCAGCGGUUCAGUGUCCUGCUUCGGACUAAAUCAGCAGCAGAACUGGUGUCUGCCAAUAAAACGAAUUUUUGGGUACGGUAUGAGAGCCGAGACCGACCAACCAACGUCACAGGUUACGCUCUGUUAAGAUAUGAUGUACCCGGUACCGACCUCCCGGGCUCGCUUCCUGUCACAAGUCCAAUUACCUUGCCUCGGAACGUCACAUCUUGGGCUGAGUAUUCGCUGGAAUCUCUCGAAGAGACUGAAUCUUUCCCAUCCUUAUCCGAAGUUACGAGGACAGUGAUAAUUACAAUGCGGCAAGUGAUCAGAGAGGGUGCUUACGUCAACAAGACGAUCAACGGCACUUUAGAGUGGGCGCAAGACGAUCUUGUCUGGCAAACAGAAGAGCGUCAGGCAAACAAUAGCCUACCCUAUCUAGUACAAGUCUAUUUGACAGGGCAAACACCAAACUACACAGCCGCUGUAGAGAACGGAGGCUGGGAUCCAUACAGCAAUGCUUUCCCCGCCCUUCCAGGAGAGGUACUCGACAUCGUCUGGCAGAGUAAUUCAGGGCCGACAGGCGGAUUCGAUUUUCAUCCCAUCCACGCUCACGGAAAGCACUAUUUCGACCUAGGGUCAGGCAACGGCACGUACAACGCCACGGCAAACGAAGCAAGAUUCCGAGACUAUACACCUGCACGACGUGACACAACAAUGCUUCAUCGCUACACAACAUCCGGAGUGCCACAGACAACGGCAGGGUGGCGGGCCUGGCGCAUCAGAGUCACCGAAGAUGACGUUGGCGCCUGGAUGAUGCAUUGCCACAUCCUAGCGCACAUGGUGAUGGGCAUGCAAACCGUGUGGGUCUUCGGCAAUGCUAGCUCAAUACUCGCAAAAUUCCCUGCUCCGCCAUAUAUCAAUGGAUAUCUCGACUAUGGUGGUGAUGCUUAUGGUAACGACACUUAUGAUCCUCUAGUGAAUACGGUUCCGCCACAGACAUAA
Molecule: messenger RNA, 1800 nt
Organism: Exophiala bonariae
Lineage: Eukaryota; Fungi; Ascomycota; Eurotiomycetes; Chaetothyriales; Herpotrichiellaceae
Exons: 5
Coding region: 1-1800 (599 amino acids)
Molecular function (GO): oxidoreductase activity; copper ion binding
Source: RefSeq, a predicted model, not a curated record